UGUUCUGKGCUCGCAGCUUUCCAGGGCGGAUAAAUACCACAGUCACUCCCUUUCUUUGGGGGCAUUUAUUGAUUUAUUUACAAUUUACAACAGAUCUGCUUUCCUUUCGGGCGGUUUUGUGAACGUAAUGCUUUAAAUGGUUCCGAUAWACCCCAGAUCUGUUGGGAGUGCCCUCAGAUGCUUUCUGCAUGUGGAGCAGAGUCCUUUUCCCCGUGCUAACGUGGAUUUGGGGUUGGUACCCCAUUCCCCACAUCCUCCCCGCGUUCCCCUCCUCACUGCAGGCAGAGGAAGAUGCUGAGCCCACGUGUGAGUUCUGCAGCAGCGCACUGAGACCGUUCCCCAUCUCCGUGGAUGUUCCCUUCUCCCAGGACAAGGAAGAUGGAUUCUGCUGCGAGCGCAGCCGAGAGCUCUACGAGUUCAUCGUGACGGAGAAGAGGAGGCUGGAGGAUGCAAACAGCGCUGGCAGCACCCAGGAAUCGCACAGCUCUGAGCCCAGCCUGCCAAAGCUGCACCAGGAAUCGCACAGCUCUGAGCCCAGCCUGCCAAAGCUGCUGCACCAGGAAUCGCACAGCUCUGAGCCCAGCCUGCCAAAGCUGCACCAGGAAUCGCACAGCUCUGAGCCCGACCUGCCAAAGCUGCACCAGGAAUCGCACAGCUCUGAGCCCAGCCUGCCAAAGCUGCACCAGGAAUCGCACAGCUCUGAGCCCAGCCUGCCAAAGCUGCACCAGGACCAGAGGCAGCAGAGGAGACAYCUGGCAGGAGAAUUGGCUGAGCAGUCUGCAGAGCCGAGUGCCCCUGAGGGUCCACAGAAAACCAGAGCUGUUUCCUACGAGCGUUCCCAGGAACCCAAAUCUGCCAAGGCUGGGACACCAGCGCCUGCUGGGAGCACAGAGGAGUUUAAACCAAAACCUGAGACCGAGACCAAGCUGCAGCCCCGGCCCGAGCACUCUGGGCUCGAGGAGGAGCCUAAGCCUGAGUCCAGACUGGGAACCCGGCCUGAGGAGGAGCCUGAGCCUGAGACCAAGCCAGGAACCCGGCCUGAGAAGGAGCCUAAGCCUGGGACCAAGCUGGGAACUCAGCCUGAGGAGGAGCCCGAGGAGGAGCCCUGGCCUGAGGAGGAACCUGACUCCGAGUCCAAGCUGCGAACCCGGCCUGAGAAGGAGCCUAAGCCUGGGUCCAGACUGGGAACCCGGCCUGAGAAGGAGCCUAAGCCCGAGUCCAAGCCGGGAACCCGGCCCGAGGAGGAGCCCUGGCCCCAGUCCAAGCUGCGAACCCGGCCCAAGCAGGAACCCGAGGAUGAGUCCUGGCCCGAGGAUGAGCCUGAGCCUGAGUCCAAACUGGGAACCCGGCGCAAGCAGGAGCCAAAACAGGAGCUUGAGGAUGAGUCCUGGCUUGAGGAAGAGCCUGAGCCCAAGUCCAGGCUGGGAACCCAGCGCAAGCACAAGCCCAGGCAGGAGCUUGAGGAGGAGUCCUGGGUUGAGGAAGAGCCUGAGCCUGAGUCUAAGCCGGGAAUGCGGCGCAAGCAGGAGCCCAAAGCCAAGUCCUGGCCCAGGGAGGAGCUCGAGGAGGAGUCCUGGCUCGAGGAGGAGCCUGAGCCUGAGUCCAAACUGGGAACCUGGCGCAAGCAGAAGCCCAAGGAGAAGUCCUGGCCCAGGCAGGAGCCUGAGGAGGAGUCCUGGCCCGAGGAUGAGCCUGAGCCCGAGUCCAGGCUGGGAACCCAGCGCAGGCAGAAGCCGAAACAGGAGCUCGAGGAGGAGUCCUGGCCCGAGGAUGAGCUUUACCCCGAGUCCAAACGCAGAACCCGGCCCAGGCAGAAGCCCAGGCAGGAGCUCGAGGAGUCCUGGCUCGAGGAGGAGCCUGAGCCUGAGUCCAAACUGGGAACCAGACGCAAGCAGAGGCCGAAACAGGAGCCCGAGGAUGAGCCCUGGCCUGAGAUUGAGCUUUACCCCGAGUCCAAACGCAGAACCCGGCCCAGGCAGAAGCCCAGGCAGGAGCCUGAGGAUGAGUCCUGGCUUGAGGAGGAGCCUGAGCCUGAGUCCAAACUGGGAACCAGACGCAAGCAGAGGCCAAAACAGGAGCCUGAGGAGGAAUCCUGGCCUGAGGAUGAGCUUUACCCCAAGUCCAAGCGGGGAACCCAACUCGAGGAGGAGCCUGAGCCUGAGUCCAAGUGGGGAACACGGCCCAGGCAGAAGCCCAGGCCGGAGCUUGAGGAUGAGCCCUGGCCCGAGACUGAGCCUUACCCCGAGUCCAGGCUGGGAACCCAGCUCAAGGAGGAGCCUGAGUCCAAACGGGGAACCCAGCGCAGGCAGAAGCCCAGGCUGGAGCUUGAGGAGGAGCCCUGGCCCGAGAUUGAGCCUUACCCUGAGUCCAGGCUGGGAACCCAGCUCAAGGAGGAGCCCUGGCCCGAGGAGGAGCCUGAGCUUGAGCCUGAUCUUGAGCCUAACCCUCAGCCCUCGGAGGAGUCCCGGCCUGACAAGGAGGGCAGGCUCAGCAAAGAGCCCGAGCUGGGGACCCGGCCCAGCAAACAGCCCCAGCCUGAGCCUGAGCCUGAGCCUGAGCCUAAGCCUGAGCCCCAGCCCGAGCGGCAGCGCCGGCGCGACAAACAGCCCCGGCCCGAGGAGGAGGAGGAGCAGCUCUGCGACAUCAUCCCGGAUUUCAGCCCCCUGGGAAGGAAGGUGGGGAAGGGCAAACUGCUGCAGAAAUACUACAAACACGGACAGAAAUUCCUCACCGUGCUCCCGGACGGAACCUCGCAGUUGUUCUAUCCCUCGGGACACUUGGCCAUCAUCAUCACCCGGGACAGGGAUGAGCUGAUCUGCAUCGUGCAGGACGACGAGCCCAGGACAGCCCAAAUCCGAGCUUUAUUUCAGUCUGACGGCAGAAGCACCUGCUACUACCCCAACGGGGACGAGUGGAUAAACAUGAGUAUCCAGGGUGGGCAGUACCUGGACCAAGCAGGCAACAGGGUGAGGAGGUGGACGUGGCCCAACUCGUCCCCAGGACCCCAGGUSCCCCUGAGCCCCGUGUUCAUCUCGCUGAACCGCCACGUCGGGGUSCGGAUCCUGGCCCAGGACAAGAUCUUCAUCUCCUUCCUGGCCAUGGGGCGCCAGGCCAAGUUCAACAUGGGAGCCAAACUGCAGGGCCGCACACCUGAGCUGUGCAGGGCCCUGAAUGGUCACGCCAAGCCCCCUCCCAGCACAGCAGGAUCUGACACACGACAAGAACAAGCUCGGUAA
Messenger RNA from Malurus melanocephalus (red-backed fairy wren), 3236 nucleotides. It is a transcript of the gene ERICH6, whose product is annotated as glutamate rich 6. Bases 189 to 3236 code for a protein of 1015 amino acids. The record is from RefSeq and is a predicted model, not a curated record. The transcript is spliced from 9 exons. Lineage: Eukaryota; Metazoa; Chordata; Aves; Passeriformes; Maluridae.